AUGAAGACAGAGCUGGACUACUGUCUGUUGACUUACACGUGCGACUGUGCCGCUACAAUUGCCUCUACCGAAGACCACGACGAGGAGCAGUCCUCCGAGAGGGAACCAUUCGAGUUCGGGCGGUGUCGAAUUGUGGAGCGUCAAAACUUUGACCGCGAUUGCGACGACCCGUUGUGCAAAUGCAAAGACAGUGCCGAAUCCCGAAAGAAGGAGGUUCACCGAUUGAUUAGACAAAUCCAGUCCCGGUGCAGGGAGAACUCGACAGCGUACAUCAAGCUUGGGCAACGGUACCACUCAUGCCUGCUGCGGGCUCGGAUGAGACUGUCCAAUUCCAAGCUAUGUGCGCCGGCGCAUGAGCAAUUCGCCAUCUCAACGACACCACGACGAGAUGACCCAUUCUUCAAGUUGGACGGCAAAGUCCAGAGCUUGCUAUUUGGGCCACGUAUCGCCAUCCAGGAUGUUGAAGACGUCCAUAUCCUGAAGCUGGCCAUGAGAGUGGUCAACAAAGCCCUCUUCCUGUCAUGUCUCAAGGCGGAGAUGAUGCUCUCUAGAGUGGGCGUGAAUGCGAUCGUGGCUGCCGAAAGAAAAGAGUUUGGCCCAGUUACGCCCAGGGGCGAGGUCAAGUCGAAGGGUUUACCUCAGAAGGAUUCUGCUUCUGGCAAGGAGCAGAAACACACUCUGCCACUUCCUAGAAAGCUUUCAUUGCCGGACGAUGAAGCUUUCAGUGGAAAGUCAAUUAACCAUCCGUUGUCGUCCUGCAGGUCGAGCCCACAGAAAUCUUCAGGCUCUGCGGCCACUGCAACCCACACCGAGGCCGCCAGGCUGAACACCAUGACAUCGACAUCGAAGGAAGCCGUUGUAGUCACGCUCGCCUGUCCCCACUUCGCAGUAUUCCCAGCAGGUAGCUAUCGUGCCUUCACCGAAGCGCUGGCUCGAGACGACUUCAUCAAAUGGCAAGAUCUGCUGCACACACAUUCUGAAUCCCGACGGUCGCUGGACGGCCUCUGGAAAUAUUCUCCAACAGUCCUGAUCCCCACGGAAUACCAUUGCGGACGAAAUGAAUGCAUCCUUUAUCCUGGAAGAUGGCCACGGGAGCUGGGAAAGAUCCUUGUGGGGUUGAACGAGUUCUGGGAACAUCGUAAAAGUCUCUACCUCCAGAUGGGCGAGGAAUACUUCGACAUGGUUCUGCUCCUACCGGCCAGCGCAAUAGAUGGCCAGACGAGCUUGAUGGCCCACAAGCAGUUCGUCGUAGAAACCCGACAGUGGACCCAAGACCCUUUCUUCGAGUCUUGGAGGGAAGCGGCGACUGCAAUAGAGGCCGCCAUGCUGACGGCCGGAAGGGAUUCUUUGGCGAAUACUCAAGAUGCUCUGCGGUGCCUCAUCCGAGGAAUGCCUAAUUUUCUCCGGAUGACCAACGACAUCUGGGAGCUGAAGGAGUUGGUAGCAGAGCAUUCUGAGCAGUUGAGAGCACAGAGUGUGACUGCACAACAGCGUUCACGGCACGGGCGUUUCCCGGUACAGAGUGAUCUUGCAGUCCGCAAGGAGGCUUUUGCUCAUGCAGCUCGAAAGACUUGUGAGAAGCGCAUGGAGGGCUUCGAGGAUUUCGGUGUGAAGGCCAUGAGCGUGCCAGACCGAGAAUCGAAAGAGCAGCCGGAGGAGGAGGAGCUUCCAAUUGGUUAUCCCCGUCCCUCAGUGGAUGUCAAUGUUGCGGAGAAUGUUAUUGAUGCCAUGGACUGGUAUUGA
Molecule: messenger RNA, 1743 nt
Organism: Zasmidium cellare ATCC 36951
Lineage: Eukaryota; Fungi; Ascomycota; Dothideomycetes; Mycosphaerellales; Mycosphaerellaceae
Exons: 4
Coding region: 1-1743 (580 amino acids)
Source: RefSeq, a predicted model, not a curated record